AUGCCGUGUUUGGGCUACUGUACUCGGGAAGAAAGCGGCGAUGAGGGCGAGGUCGAGCGGUGGCUGCAGAGUCGCUGUGGAGGGCUUCCAGGUUGGUUGAGCCCGGCGCAAGUGCCGUCUAUGCUGAGUUGCACACAUUGCAGCACCCCGCUAGUGUUCUUGUGUCAGAUUUAUAGUCCCAGUGAGAACGGCUUCCACCGCAUGAUUUACGUCCUGAGCUGCUGGUCCUGCGGCAAGGAUGUGCGAGCAUACCGCGCGCUGGCACCGCAACUCAACGAAUGGCUGCCACCACGGCCCCAAGACGACACCGGCCACAUCGAGCGCUUGACCCUGCAACUCAAGACCUCGUGCUGCCGCCUGUGUCUCUUGCCUGCAACCCAGGAAACGCAAGCGACGCAGGAAACAACAGCGACGCGUAGGCAGCCCCAGGCGCAGGGAGCGCCGCUACACCUGCGGUGUCAGAACUACUUGGCCGGAUACCUCGACCAAAGCCCGGUGCUACCGCGGUCGGACAUUUGGAUCGAAGAAGAAGUUCCACAAAAGUGCCUAAUCACGGAGGAGCCGGAGACGGAAAAACCAGAUACGAAAGAUCCGGAGACGGAACCGGAUAAUCAUAUGGACGUGCUGGCAAAGGUCGAAACCGGCGUGGCUCUGGAACAGAAUGCGUCUCCAGUUUCCGCUGAUUCGGAUGACGCGGCGUUGGAAGACGAUGCGGCGUUGGAAGACGAUGCGGCGUUGGAAGACGAUGGUGAGCACCCGGUUGUGGGGCCCGUGCGAGAGAUGAACAAGGUGCCGGAGAUUAACCAGGACGCGGUCCUGGACGCAUACAUCAACUACAUGGAGUCUAUGCCCAGCCACGUGAUCCGGUACGGGGCCGGCUGUCCGUUGUGGUUUUGUUCGCAGGAUGUUUGCACGGCCGUCCCGGCAUGUGAAGCGUGUGGGGCGCCGCGAAGGUUCGAAUUUCAGGUGCAGUCAUCGCUCCUUGACAGCUUGAAUGUGCUCACCAACCUGGAACUGGCCUUUGGCAUCCUCGCAGUAUAUACUUGCUCGAAUGAUUGUGACUCCCAAGGCCUAGUUUCUGAAUUCGUUCACAAGCAAAGAGACCCUACAGUGGACGUUAAGAUUCAGCUCCGGGAAAUUGACCAGUAG
Molecule: messenger RNA, 1149 nt
Organism: Gregarina niphandrodes
Lineage: Eukaryota; Apicomplexa; Conoidasida; Eugregarinorida; Gregarinidae
Product: programmed cell death protein 2
Exons: 1
Coding region: 1-1149 (382 amino acids)
Cellular component (GO): cytoplasm
Source: RefSeq, a predicted model, not a curated record